AUGGAUCUGGUCCCAUCAGAUUUUGAAUCUCCCCGUCGUCCUUCACUUGUGCGCGACCGCCCUUCUCGGCCUCCGUUGCCAAACGGACCACGCUUACGCUCACGCACAAAAAAUUCAGUUGACAUGCAAAGUCUCCGCGGAAGCUCUUGUACCGACGGAGGCUCGUCUGCAGUUACCUCCAGGUUGUCAUCACCUGUCAUCACUACUCCUCCGCACCUUCCAGGCCUAUUGGACGAAAGCCAAUUAAUUUCCAUCGAUACCUCGCUCCCGCAGUGCUUGCCACAAUUGGGCGCUUCUUCACACACACGCACGACAUCAGACAUUGGCGUUCAAGUUUCACAGAAUUUUGCAUCAUAUCAUUCAUCUCCCUCGUCGUCGCCUUCAGCGACACCUUCAAUCCAAAAACAAAAAAUAAGACUCAAAUCAAAACCAUCGAUAGCAACAUUCCUUACUCCUCCUCCUCUUCCACCCCCGCCUACAGUUUCAUUUGAAUCCGUGCAGAUUCCAUGGAAGGGCCUUCCCUAUGAGGCUGCCCAAUGGACAUUCACCUCGGCCGAACUACAGGAGAUAGUCUCCCGUGCUAUCAGGUUAAGCGCAAAAGAGUCUUUCAUACGCCUCCUAUCUCUCCAAGCACUCGACAUAGACAUGGUAAAAGAAGCAGAGCGUCUCGAAGAAGAGCGCCUAGCAGCGCAGGUCAAAUGGAGAUUCGAAAUGAACAGACGAACCAUGCUAAUGCAGGCGCUCAACUCAUGUGCGAGUGUAAUUGCCAACUCGGGAGAAAGUGAUAAAGAGAAUGUAUUGGGAGGCUUGAUAUCUCAAGUUGCAACUUCUAUCGCUUCGUGCGACUCUAUUCUUGCAUCCAUUUUGCACAUGUCAGAUCAGCAGGCACAAAUCUCGAUGGUUCAGCGCCGACAUUGGGCGUCAGCUCUCGGGAUUGCACUCCGCAAACUAAACAAAGCAUUCGAGCGCCAGGGAGAAGAGAUGAAACGCGCGCUAAUACGUAUCCAGACACUCGAGGACGAGCUCGAGGAGGCCUGGAGAGAAGCGGAAGGCAUGGCUGCCGAGAUUGAUGAGAUGGAGCAGAGCGAAGAGGAGGACAUUGAAGACAUCGAUGAUACCCAAACACUGGGAGAUAUUACCAUCAACACCGAUAUCGCACAAGUCAUGGGUGUCACUGCUAAAGCUGUUUUAUCCAAAGCUACUCUCAUUUCCCAAGUAAAGCAUGUAUCAUCCGACGCCAAGUCCAUCAAGUCUUUCAAAUCCGUAAAAUCCUCCCGCAGUAAACGAUCCAAAGAUGGCCCAAACCGGCUUUCACGUUUCUCUGCAGCAAAGACACGUUCACGCACCGCAUCCAAUGCCAGUCUUCGUUUGCCUAAGGGGUUACGCACCCCGACGGCAUCUCAUAUUCCACACGAUGAGCCGCCACCGAUGCCUGCACUUCCAGACGCAUUACAAGGAUGCUCGUUCCUUGAUAUGGACAGCGGUGCAGAGUACUGCCGCCCGCCAAGAAAACAACUACCUAACCGCGCACCAGAACCAACAGUCUCCCUUCCUGAACCUCCCCAUACAGCAGGUCUUCCUCCAACUGUCAUUCCGUCGAUUUGGAUAGACGCCGACUCAGGCCCCGGUUUGCGACCGAACGGACUCGAUCGUUCACACUCCAUGCAGAUCUCCCCCUCUUUUCGUCAGGUCCGGAGAAGUGAACUCGUGAUAGGCCAGUCACGGUCCGAUCCUGGAAACUCACCUGUGGAAAAGGUCGAGCCUCUUCUCGGCCGUACCAGCUCUUUGGCUGUAGUGAAUAAACCACUGCCUGCGAACAUACCUGUACCUGUCAUCGAUCGACCACUGUCAGCCGUAGACAGGCUAGUGUCUGGUGCGAUGGAUCGACCGCGUCCGAGCGUGGAGAGAAGGAGUUCUGGCUCUCUCAAGUUGAUACCACUACUUGAAAGGUCGUCAGGAAUCUCUGCGACUAUUAUCUCCGGUGGGAGGUAUCACUCGCGCGGAUUACCUAGUUACCGAUCAACAGACACUAUUUCUGAGGGCAGGACCCCGCCGCAUGUAGGAACACCAAAUAUUGGUUAG
Messenger RNA from Suillus bovinus, 2082 nucleotides. RefSeq lists its product as uncharacterized. The record is from RefSeq and is a predicted model, not a curated record. The transcript is spliced from 2 exons. The coding region runs from base 1 to 2082 and encodes 693 amino acids. NCBI's taxonomy places the organism in Eukaryota, Fungi, Basidiomycota, Agaricomycetes, Boletales, Suillaceae.